UACGACUGAGUGCUUGUCAUUCCUGAGCUGGUGGUUGCUCAAUGUGCUUCUUUUUUUUUUCAGAAAGACCUCGAGUAGAGGGCCUGCUGCACAAGGCAACAACAGUGCUUUAAUUAGUGACAGAUAAGGCUGGAAGCAGUACAAUGAAAAAAAGAAAAAGAAAAGCAGCAGGGCUACUUUGCUUUUCUCACUGAUUGUCCUGCUUCAAUAAUUAAACAUUUAGCUGAGAGAUCAGGCUAGGUUUCUUUUUUGAAGGGAAUAUCUGCACAAAAAUGUUGGAAUGAUUUUUCAAAAACUCUUAAAAAAAGGAAAGGGAAAAAGAUGCAUCACCUUGUGCUUUGUCCAAAUGAAAGUUUAAUUCUGUUAGUGGCCUAUUUAUUUACAAAUGAAAAAUAAGUCAUGCUCUUUCCCCUUGACUGUGUUUCAGGUACAGCACAACAACUGCUAGUUAAGUGAGCGUUUUCUGGCGUGAAUGCGACUCGAUUGCAGCUGGAGCAUGUCCAUAGCAGGCUUGUCUGCCCAGGAGAUUUGUUUACCCCCACAAAGCCUUUUCCUGCGUAGCAGCCAAUGUCAUAGCAUGUCCAGAGCCAAGCCCUCCUGGAAAUGCGACCAUGAUCUUGACAACUUCUACUUCACCCUUGAACCUUCUGUGAAUUGCAAUGUCCAAUCCCGCCAACCGCUGCCUUCAUUUUUCUCAGCAAACAAACAGAAACUCCAUUCCCAUCCCAUCCACAGUCCUGCAGCCCAGCCAUUACUGCCUGAAAAGUCUCGACCCACACUGCUCACUUUAUCCUCCAAACUUGACCCUCACGCCACUAGCACUGUUAAAGAUGACCAGAUUGCCCCUGGCUUCCAUCGUCUCUCUGUAUCAGACCCACCUCAGACACCAGGCCGGGCAGCUAAGCCUCUUCCCCCACUCCCUUCCUCUGCAGAGCUAUCUUCUGACCAGACUGUUGACAGCGAUGUUGAGUUUUAUAAUGGAGAUGAUAGUCGUUGUUUGGUUUCUGAUUCUUGUCCAAAACCUUCCCCCUUUCGCUAUGGUAUGCACAGCCGAAAGAGUCUUCGGGAUUGUGGACAGAUCAAUUAUGCCUAUUUUGAAGGACCAGUGCCCCCUCAGAAGAAGCAACUGCAGCAGUCAAAGAAAAAGCAGGAACACGAGUCUCAAGAAAACCUUCUUCAGGAGCAGAGGGAGCAGGAACUACAAGAACAGCAGCAGCAGCAGCAGAGAUUGGCGUGUCAACAGCAGCAGGACCGUGCCCAGCGCAAGCUUCGCCGCUCACAUUCAGGCCCCGCAGGCUCCUACAACAAACACUCUGCCUUACUUCGCCUAUCCUGUCACCAGCGGGAAACACAUGACCAGGAUAAACCUGAAAUCCCUCCCCGAGCCCCCAUUCCCCCGAGGCCAGCUAAGACUGGUGAUUACCGCCGCUGGUCAGCUGAGGUUUCAGCAAGAACUGGUAGUGACGAUGACAGACCUCCAAAAGUACCUCCAAGAGAACCUUUGUGCAGCAGUAUAUCUCAAGCUCCUAGUCAAAAAACCUUACCUAUUUACCUCAACGGGAUUAUGCCACCCACUCAGAGUUUUGCCCCAGACCCCAAAUACGUAAGACGGAGUCUACAGAGGCAGAACAGUGAAGGCUCACCUUGCAUUUUACCUAUAAUGGAAAAUGGUAAAAAGGCAAGCACAACUCAUUACUUCCUGCUUCCACAGCGGCCCACAAAGACCAUUUAUCCAGAGUUUGUGGACAGUGAAACCAGUCGAAAGACUGAGGCUUCCAGCUCUAGCCUAGACUGGUCAGAUGACAGCAAGAAGAAAACGCACUUAGAUCUUGUAUAAGGUGAAGUGUAAAGGACAUAGACAGUGCUUCAUUUAACAAGAGAACCAUUAUCCCCGCAGUUACUGCCUGGAAACCUAAAAGACCUUUCUGCUGUUUUUAAGCAGUUAUUUUAGUUUUACCCUAGUUUUUUUUUUAAGUAGGGUAAGUUACAUAAGUCAGUUACUGAUAUUUGUAUGUGUUUUGUUCUCAAAAUGAAAGCACAAUUCUGGAGUGAAAGUGCUGCUUUGAAGGCACUGGUUCCUCUGGACAGUAAAGUCUUAGAAAUAAUGUUUUAUUUUUAGUUUCUUGUUUUGUGAAAGUGUUUUAAGUGAUGCUAUGGUGCAGUUAAUUGGUAUGAGCUGGUCUGAUACCUCGUUUUAUUCAGUGUUUUUUUUUAUACAAACUGUGUUUUAAGUCAGGUAUGGCUUUAAAGCUGCUUCUGUGACCUGCUUCUGUGCCAAUAGCAUGCUGCAGAGCUUUUGGGUAAAGUUAUUGGGACAGUGAGUCAGUAGAGCAUUUGUGUUGUGUUGAACAUGAAAUAUGAAGUAUGACAAGGCCAAGUGUUUUAGCCUUAUUGUUAGUGAAGGAUAUUCCAUUGAAAUCUGACUAUUCCAUUGUGAAUAAAUAGGCAUGAAGUUGAAAAUUUAUGCUGUUUAGCCUCCUGGAUUACUAAUGCUCUUAAAUGUUGUCUGCAAAUUGUGUGUGUGUGUGUGUGUGUGUGUGUGUGUGUGUGUGUUAGGGCUGUCAUGGUAACUCCAAAGUUUCUGAAACACUAUAAUAAUGGUCAGUUUUUAUUUAUUUUACUUGAUUUUAUUAGUUUUUAUCAAACAAAGAAUCAUUACUGCAGUAACAUAUAAUUUGCUAUAACUGAACUAGGAAUUUGUUAACACUGAUUACAAACUCACAGCCAUUUCAAACACAAUGUAAAAUGACUUUAAAAGCUGCAAUGAGUAAAAUUUUUGUAGUGCUUAUGAGUAGAGAAGCCACUGAAAGAUUUAAUUUUUUACCUAACUUGGUGUCCAUCUUUUUGUUCCCUCUUUAUUACUGUAACAGUAGUUGGAAGGGGUUUGCACAAGAAUCUGCCAUGUUUGCCUUUGUGUGCAGUAAAUAUGGGGACAACGGGUGUGUGAAUGGUAGCCCUUGGGGGACUGUUCAUAAAAUAAAUGACAGCAUGGAUGUAUACAAGACAAGUUGAAUCUGUAUUCUGACUUGAGCAUUUGAUGCACUUGGUGGCAUGGUGGUACAACUGGUAGUGCGAGUGCUGCACAGCAUCAGGAUCCUGGGAACCAGGGGUCAGUCCCUGUUUCCAGUCACUGUUUGUGAGGAAUUUAGAUGUUCUAGGUGUAUGUGUGGGUUCCCUGAUUUCACCCAGUUUAGGAUAAAGAAGUUACCUAAUAUGAUUGAAUAAAUUAAUAUGAUGCAAUUGCUUUGAUUGUUUUAACAAACGUGUUCUACUGUAGUCUUCAGAUAGUCAUGCAUGGCUCUGCUGUAAUGUCCUGCAUACACACAUACAUACAUACACAAUUAUAUAUACACAAGGCAGAACAUAAAGAACAAUAAGAUUAAAAACACCUGCAAAUGUUAAACUAUUUCAUAAACCAAUAAGAAAAGAUAAAUAUUUAGGAUGAAUAUGGGUGCAAUAAAAAAUUGGCUGGUUUACGUUGCUCUGCUGAUACGGACUAUUUGUAAUAAAAACUUCAAGCAACUUCCAGCGCAUAAUGUUGGAUUUGUUAAAACACUGGUGGGAAAAAUGCCAACAAUGCAAUGCAAUUUAAUUUAAAAAAUCCAGUAAUUCAUACAUUUAAUUUCUACGUGGUAAUUAAAAUCAAAACCAUGCUAGCCCUAGUGUGUGUGCGUGUGUGUGUCCUGUCUUAUUGUAUUCAUCUGAUUAUGAUUGUAAAAAUGGCAGUCAGUUCUGCUCACAAUGUGCAUGUUACAUAGGAAUGGCCUGAAUGUAGCAUUUGUGUUCAUUAUUGUGUGUGGACAAUAUCUGCAAUGUAAAAGCGUUCUAUUCUGGAAAUGCACCCAUAACACACGCCUGUUUUUGCUCAAGCAUUUUAAGCAAACACUAUUUGAUUCGAUCUUUCCUUACGGACACAAGCCAGCAGCGAUAACAUACUAACUUGGCUUGGAUAAACAGGGACUCCUUCCUUGUGUUUGACUACCUCUAACAUGAAUUCUGAGACUUUGUGGGUGGCUGAUAUUUUUACUGACCUAUUGAACUGAAUAAGACCUAUAAAGUUAGAUAACUGUAUUGAUUGUAAAGUAAUAAAUAAGGUUAUAACAUGGAACUUUUCUGUUUAGGAUGCCCCUUAUUGCCCAUGAAUGAAAUAAACAUGGCAAAUGCUUUGUGUUUGUCAUUGCUUUUUGAAGUGCAGCCCUCACAGUUCUGCAUUGCGAAAAAUUGUAAUAAUAAAAACGGCUAUUUUAAAGCCUGUUAAAGUGCAUUAGUCUUUGAUUAACUGCUAAUAUGCUGUUGUGAAUAGGGCAGUCCCCAGUACUACCUCCCUUAAGGAAUUAAAAAAUCAUUCCUUUUUGUAAUAUUCUAUUAUCACGAAUGAUAACGAAUAAGUAGACAAAGCAUUUUUAUCUGAAGCCAUUUUCUUACCAUUGGCCAAAAAUAACAUUCACUCUAAUUAUUCUUUCAUUUUGAUUGCAAUGAUUGUUCAUUGUUUUUAUUCUGUUUAGCUAGUUACAGUAAUUCUAACAUUUAACCUCCCACAAAGUUUAUUUAAACCUGUAUAUCUAGCCACGUUCACAUCUAGUACAAUUGGUUGACCUAAAACACAGACUUUCCUGUUCCUUGUACAUGUAUACCUAUCAGACAAGAUUGCUGUGGGUGUGGGCCUCAGAAACUUUGGCUGCUGGGCGAGUAAAUGAAAAGUUUUAUUGUUAUAUAAUAUAUAAGAUGUUAUACACCAUUGUGAUUACACAAUAAAUGUAGCAAGUGCAUCAUGGUUGGCCUGAAAAUCAUAAAACUCUGGAGUCAGUAUGUCAUCAAAGUUUUGUAGAUCACACAGGGAAGUGAUGCCACUUUGUUUUCAUAUUGUAUUGUUCUUGUUUUUUUUAUUAUUUUAUUUUACAUUUAUCAGAAAUGUUUACAUUGUACUAUUUAAUCUUUGACCUGUUUUCUGUGUCCUAUCUAAAAAUGAAGGCAAGUUCAAGAAGAAAUAUUAGAUGUUCUCUGCUGUGGUAUAGAACAAGCAAAAUGCACUGAGAGAGCAGUAUAUUGUUAUGUGUAAAAGUAUUUAACACAGUCCUAGCUACACUGAAUAGUACUAUGUGUAGUUUAGCCUCUAAAGGAAAAAAUAAACAGACUUAUUUAUAAA
This is a messenger RNA of Trichomycterus rosablanca, 5146 nucleotides long. RefSeq names its product ERBB receptor feedback inhibitor 1a (gene errfi1a). The record is from RefSeq and is a predicted model, not a curated record. Bases 473 to 1837 code for a protein of 454 amino acids. The transcript is spliced from 3 exons. NCBI's taxonomy places the organism in Eukaryota, Metazoa, Chordata, Actinopteri, Siluriformes, Trichomycteridae. Gene Ontology annotation, biological process: negative regulation of epidermal growth factor receptor signaling pathway; regulation of keratinocyte differentiation.